Letharia lupina is the source of this 339-nucleotide messenger RNA. RefSeq lists its product as uncharacterized. Gene Ontology annotation, biological process: DNA replication. The transcript has 3 exons. The record is from RefSeq and is a predicted model, not a curated record. Lineage: Eukaryota; Fungi; Ascomycota; Lecanoromycetes; Lecanorales; Parmeliaceae. Gene Ontology annotation, molecular function: single-stranded DNA binding. Bases 1 to 339 code for a protein of 112 amino acids.
AUGAUCAUCGUCGGCCGUCUCGCCGACGCCCCGGAAAUCGUCGCGACGAGCAGGGGGCAGGACAUGAUCAGGUACGCGCUGGCGACGAACCACGGGCCCAAAGAUAACAGGCAGACGAGUUGGUGGAAGGUCGCGUCGUUCUUGCCCGAGGGCGGGGCGAGGGACCUCUUGAUGGCGUUGGGGAAGGGCUCCCUCGUAUACGUCGAAGGCGACUGCAGCAUGAACAAGUUCCAAAACAAGGAUGGGAUCGCCUCCAGCGCGUUGAAUAUCGUGCAGAGGAAUUUUGAAAUCCUGGACCGUAGGGAUCCGAGGGCUGAGGGACAGAUUGAGGGCGAGUAG